Lineus longissimus is the source of this 434-nucleotide messenger RNA. Its product is annotated as acid-sensing ion channel 2-like. Gene Ontology annotation, biological process: sodium ion transmembrane transport. The record is from RefSeq and is a predicted model, not a curated record. Gene Ontology annotation, molecular function: ligand-gated sodium channel activity. The transcript has 3 exons. The coding region runs from base 39 to 371 and encodes 110 amino acids. Gene Ontology annotation, cellular component: plasma membrane. NCBI's taxonomy places the organism in Eukaryota, Metazoa, Nemertea, Pilidiophora, Heteronemertea, Lineidae.
GGCCUUCCGUAAAUUAUCGAAGUCAACUAUCCAAGUCGAUGGUGCUGAGAGGAGGGGCUCUAAAGAAGGCUGUGGAAACAAAUGGGCUCGGCCAGGAUCUACUAAAAACUAGUAUAUUCUUUGAAACACUCCAAUUCCAAACUAAUCUAGAAGAGCGUUCAUAUUUGUUUGUGAAUCUCCUCAGCGACAUCGGUGGUCAAAGUGGACUUUGGGUUGGCCUUUCUGUCCUCUCUGGAAUGGAAAUAUUGGAGUUCUUCUACGUCAUAGCCAAAUGUCUCCUCCGCCUGAAGGUGCAGUCCGAUGAGGAUCGCGGUGAAGAGAAAAUAGACUCCGAUGAUGAUGAAGCCGCAAAUAACAUGACUUGUGCUUAACGUGACAACAUGAGCGUGCGAUUUGGUUGGCCACAAGGAUAAUACCCUUGCUCGCCAGUGCGU